Messenger RNA from Synchytrium microbalum, 2250 nucleotides. RefSeq lists its product as uncharacterized. Lineage: Eukaryota; Fungi; Chytridiomycota; Chytridiomycetes; Synchytriales; Synchytriaceae. The record is from RefSeq and is a predicted model, not a curated record. Gene Ontology annotation, molecular function: DNA binding; ATP binding; ATP-dependent DNA damage sensor activity. Gene Ontology annotation, biological process: DNA repair. Bases 1 to 2250 code for a protein of 749 amino acids. The transcript is spliced from 11 exons.
AUGGAACAGGUCCCCAUGGGAAUCAACGCUAAUUAUAUAUUUUUCGAAGCCUAUCAUUCAUGGCGUGAGGCAUUACUUGUCAACUCUAAUUGGUUUAUCGUAACUCGAGACCAUCCCAACACUCCCAAAGAACUCAUAACGGAAGGGUCUCCUGCUCGCAAGAACGGUCAAACAACUGCGUGGCAAAUCCGACGUGCCUCAGAAACAAUUUCGGCAAUGCUAGACUACAAGGAUUUGUUGGAUCACGAAUUGUUGCCACCAGAGGGUAGUCGGGCUGGCCCAAUGUGUAUGAAUCAAUAUCGCUUGAUGUAUGGUAUCACUAGAGUCCCGAAGCCAGGUUGUGAUGUGUUGGUUGGCUCACAUCCCGCACCAGCGAGACACAUUAUAGUCCUGAUACGAGAUCAGAUAUAUGCUGUUGAUGUGGUUGAUGAACGUGGGCGCAUAUCGAUUGAGGAUAUUGAAAAGCAACUUCAGAAGGCUGUUCGAGAUUCUACAAGCACUAAAGCAGAACCGGCUGUUGGUCUACUCACAUCAGAGCAUCGUGAUACUUGGGCUCAAGUACACAAACAAUUAGAGGACUUGUCUCCAGACAAUCAAUACUCCUUCUCAGUCAUCGAAUCGGCACUCUUCGCUGUCUCACUAGACGACUACUGUCUGCCACUCACCACUGACAACCUCAGCAAAAGCACCUUCCACGGAAUGACCGCACACAAUCGUUGGUUUGAUAAAUGCAUGUCUGUAUGUGUAAUGAACGAUGGUCGUGUCGGCCUCAUGGGAGAGCAUUCCCCUUGCGAUGCUCUCAUUCCAGCUACAGUAUUCGAGUAUGUCGCCAACCAUGAACCUGUCCAGGACCCAAAGAACGUGGUUUCGAAACCUGAUUUGAGAGCUCCCAUGAAGAUGACAUGGAAGGUUGAUGCUGCUGUAAUAAAAGCUAUUGAUGUGGCAGGGAAGAGUGCGAAAAAGAUUAUUGAUAAUAGUGAUGUUACCGUUUUGAGAUUUACCGAGUUUGGAUCUGAUUUUGUUAAAAGUAAAGCCAAGGUUAGCCCUGACGCAUUCAGCCAAAUGGCCAUGCAACUAGCCUACUAUCGUAUGCACAAACUUGUGACUGCAACAUAUGAAACGGUCUUGACUCGUAAAUUCCUUCAUGGACGAACUGAAUGCUGUCGAUCAUGCAGUGUUGAUAGUAAAGCCUUUUGUGUUUUGAUGGAUGAUCAAACUGUCACUGCAUCUGAGAAACUGGCAGCACUCAGAAAAGCGUGUGAUUCUCAUGUAGAAUACGUUACCGCUGCCUCUAAUGGGAAGGGCGUCGAUCGUCAUUUGAUGGGUUUACGAGUGCUGAUGCAAGAAGGAGAAAGUGCUGCUAUAUUUAAAGAUCCAGCAUACUCGAAAUCAAACGACUUUAGACUGUCUACGUCGGGCCUGUUUCCUGGAGAACGAAUGCUUGGAAGUGGGUUUGGAGCUGUCUGUGAAGAUGGCUAUGGAAUCAAUUACAUGGUUGCACCCAAACUGAUCAAGUAUGGGAUCGAAUCUAAAUUCUCGUGUCCUCAGACGUCGUCCAGCAAGUUUGCGAAACAUCUGGCUUGUGCUCUUAUUGACAUGAAGACGCUCUAUACGGAGGGAAGCUUGAUGCUAGAACGUGUAGAAGCCAUGCUUCGAGCUAUAUCGCCAGAAUCAAACGAUGAUAUCAUCAUGACGGAAUUCAUGGAUGGAAUUCACAUAUACAAUGCAUAUGAUUAUCUGGAACAGGUUGCCGUUGUCGAGUUGUUGUAUGAGUAUAUUGCCCAGCAUCCAAAGAUCAAGCUGAUUGUCCUCGAUUCGAUAUCGUUCCAUACCAGACAAGGUGUCACGGACGUCUCAUUGAGAUCAAAACUUUUGCAUGCCAUGUCAUCAAAUCUAGUCAAGUGUGCUGAAAAGUACAAAGUAGCUGUUUUAGUAACGAAUCAAGUAACCACCAAAUUCAACAAGGACAGCGCUUCAAAGCAACAGAUGCCAUCCGUGCUCGUACCUUCACUUGGUGACAGCUGGGGGAAUGGAUGUAAUCAACGUGUUAUAGUGUUCUGGAAGAAUGGAAUCAGAACUGCUGUGCUGACAAAAUCAUCAAACAUGCGUGAUCAAACAGUCACAUUCACAAUCACUGCUGAUGGGAUUCGAGAUGGAACUGUUAAAACACCAGAGCCAUCCAGACCGAGAUAUACAAACCAGCAGCAAUACCAACAAGGAGGGAGCCGGCAUCAAUCCAUGUCUAUAUGA